Varanus komodoensis (Komodo dragon) is the source of this 934-nucleotide messenger RNA. RefSeq names its product proteasome 20S subunit beta 7 (gene PSMB7). Gene Ontology annotation, cellular component: proteasome core complex. The transcript has 7 exons. Gene Ontology annotation, molecular function: threonine-type endopeptidase activity. Bases 7 to 813 code for a protein of 268 amino acids. The record is from RefSeq and is a predicted model, not a curated record. Lineage: Eukaryota; Metazoa; Chordata; Lepidosauria; Squamata; Varanidae.
UUUUUAAUGUUUCUCAUGUUCGUAUUUUCUCCUAUUUGCAGGAAUGCUCACUUAGAAGCAGAGGGCGCAAAGAAGGGUCUUCGGCUUCCCUCUGCUCGCAAGACAGGCACUACUAUUGCUGGUGUGGUGUUUAAGGAUGGGAUUGUACUUGGAGCAGAUACGAGAGCUACUGAAGGAAUGGUUGUUGCUGACAAGAACUGUUCAAAAAUACACUAUAUUGCUCCAAACAUCUAUUGUUGUGGUGCUGGGACAGCUGCAGACACCGAAAUGACAACUCAGAUGAUUUCUUCCAACAUGGAGCUGCACUCCCUCUCGACCGGACGGCUCCCCAGGGUGGUCACGGCCAACCGGAUGCUUAAGCAGAUGCUCUUCAGAUAUCAAGGUUACAUUGGUGCUGCCCUGGUUCUUGGUGGGGUGGAUGUCACCGGCGCCCACUUGUACAGCAUCUACCCUCACGGAUCUACUGACAAAUUGCCGUAUGUUACCAUGGGUUCUGGAGCCUUGGCAGCCAUGGCUGUUUUUGAAGACAAGUACAGACCUGACAUGGAGGAAGAGGAAGCCAAACAGCUGGUGAGAGAUGCUAUUGCCGCUGGUAUUUACAACGACUUGGGCUCCGGCAGCAAUAUUGAUCUCUGUGUCCUCAGCAAGAACAAACUGGACUUCCUCCGCCCUUACGAUAUGCCGAACAAAAAGGGAGAAAGGCAAGGGAGAUACAGGUGUGAGAAAGGAACCACGGGCAUCCUCUCCGAAAAAAUUACACUCUUGGAUCUUGAAGUGGCGGACGAGACAGUGCAAACAAUGGAUACAUCCUGAUCUGAACCGAUCAGGGUAGUGGAAGAGGGAACAGACAUGUCCUCUUUGCUUUUGGAAUGCCCAAUUGUAUGCUGGGCUUGUACACUGUCUGGUAGAAUUAAUAAAAAUGAGAACUGUCUAA